Cladophialophora immunda is the source of this 624-nucleotide messenger RNA. RefSeq lists its product as uncharacterized. The transcript is spliced from 2 exons. NCBI's taxonomy places the organism in Eukaryota, Fungi, Ascomycota, Eurotiomycetes, Chaetothyriales, Herpotrichiellaceae. The record is from RefSeq and is a predicted model, not a curated record. The coding region runs from base 1 to 624 and encodes 207 amino acids.
AUGGACGACGACUCCGACGGGGCUUCCCCGCGCAACGACACGCUCAGACACGAGCUUUUGGACUGGUUCGACCUGAACACCUAUGAUGGAUUCGAGGAUGCGUUGUACAGGCGUCAGGAAGAGUUCCUUCGCCUCGCCCGCGUCCGUCACGGCAAAAUCAUGGCGUCUGUACCCCUUGGAUCCCAUCACAUCCCCGUGGCCGAACUCGUCGUCAUCAAAGACAUGCUUGCCUACAGUAAAGAAAUUCAGCAUCUGCUCGACAUCUCCCAGCUGUUCCAAAUCCGCAUCGCCGUUCACAAUGCCAUCAGUCGCAGCCAGGCCGUCCUUCGACCAGACUUUCGACGCUCCGUGCGUGCUGCCAUCGAGACGGCGGCCCGCUUGUUUACCCAGAAUGUCAUUGAUGCACAAGUCGAGUCCACGAGCAACAUGCCCCUGCCACCUCCUGGUCGUCCACUUAAGUACUGCGACAUGCCUAGCUGCAACACGAUCUUCUUGACGGGUGUUGCAGACGACACUGUUCUCAGUCCUGGUGCAUGGGUGGUCGGCUGUCUGACGCCGCAUCAUCAAAUCAUUGAUGCUGAUGAGUAUGUGGCUUGGGCUUGGGGGAUGACAAAAGCGGACUGA